Messenger RNA from Cetraspora pellucida, 138 nucleotides. Lineage: Eukaryota; Fungi; Glomeromycota; Glomeromycetes; Diversisporales; Gigasporaceae. The record is from the annotation of a GenBank genome assembly.
AUGAGGCCUGAAAUUGAGAAUAAGUUGGUAAAACAACUUUCUACUAGUAACUUUUAUUAUGCUACUCAAUUACUGCAAUACAAUGCUCUUAAAUAUUUAUUAGAAGAAAAGUAUAAAAUAAAGAGACAAAAGCUUUAG